This is a messenger RNA of Triticum dicoccoides, 1047 nucleotides long. RefSeq names its product late embryogenesis abundant protein 14-like. The coding region runs from base 143 to 820 and encodes 225 amino acids. The record is from RefSeq and is a predicted model, not a curated record. Lineage: Eukaryota; Viridiplantae; Streptophyta; Magnoliopsida; Poales; Poaceae. The transcript has 3 exons. Gene Ontology annotation, cellular component: nucleus.
UCCAGCAUCGCCAACUUCCAAAAUCAACCUACGUUGUACACUUUUCGAGCCCUAUCCAGUUCUAUUUUCUAUACACUUCUCGAGCCCCAUCCAGUUUUGCGUUCGUGCCGCUCGAUCCAAUCCUACCUUAGCUUGCGAAGACAUGGCUUCUCGUCAGGAUCAGGCUAGCUACCACGCCGGGGAGGCCAAGGCCCGCGCCGAGGAGAAGACGGGGUACGUCGUGGGCGCGGCGCAGGACAAGGCGAGGGAGGCCAAGGACACGGCGUCCGACGCCGCGGGCCGUGCCAUGGGCAGGGGCGGCGACGCCAAGGAGGCGACCAAGGAGAAGGCGUACGAGGCCAAGGACGCGGCGUCGGACGCCACCGGCCGCGCCAUGGACAAGGGCCGCGGCGCCGCGGAGGCCACCAAGGAGAAGGGCUGCGAGGCCAAGGACAAGGCCGCCGGCACCGCGCAGCAGACCGGGAGCUACAUCGCCCAGACGGCCGAGGCCGCCAAGCAGAAGGCGGCCGGCGCCGCCCAGUACACCAUCGACACGGCCCGUGCCGGCACCGAGCAGACCGGGAGCUACAUCGAGCAGACGGCCGAGGCCGCCAAGCAGAAGGCCGGCGCGGCCGCGCAGUAUGCCAUGGACACCGCCGUCGCCGGCAAGGACAAGACCGGCAGCCUCCUCGUGCAGGCAGGGGAGACGGUGAAGGGCGCGGCGGUGGGGGCGAAGGACGCCGUGAUGAACACGAUCGGAAUGGGCGGCGGCACCAACGGCAGCACCGACGUCCCCGCCAAGGACACCAGCACGUACAAGCCCGGGACCAGGGAUUACUAAUCGUGUGCCAUUGUCAAGGCGACCCUGAUGUAUCUUUCUAAGCUGUAGUUUAAUUUCGACGUGGCCAUCUGUCGCCACUUUGGUUUCUAAAUUAGCUCACCUCGUGGAGGUUGUAACUUGUCAGGACCUAGACAAAUGCCCAAUGAAGCAUUCCUGACUCCUCCCUUCCAUGCUUGUUUCCGUGUUCACAAUUUAAUAAAGUUGGAAUCCUAGUGUCUCUUCUGUAA